Molecule: messenger RNA, 315 nt
Organism: Eruca vesicaria subsp. sativa (arugula)
Lineage: Eukaryota; Viridiplantae; Streptophyta; Magnoliopsida; Brassicales; Brassicaceae
Source: the annotation of a GenBank genome assembly
AUGGCGAAAACAUGGGUGGCUGUGGUAUUGUCCGUGGUGCUACUUGUUUCGAUAAACUCGGUGGUGGCUGAGGAGGAACAGCCGACGACGGUUGGGCAGAGGAUAGACUCCGCCAUGACAAGCGUCACCAAUGCUUUCAAUGAACAUGGCGGCAAAGAUGCCGUGGAAACCGUCUCUUCCACGGCAAAGUCCGUUUACGGAUGGUUCGGUGAUAAAGCCAAGGAAAUGGGAAUUCAUUUCUAAACGAAGGAGUGGUUAAGGUUUUGUGUGUUAUAUACCCUAAAAAGCUCGUCCAAUCUGUAAAUGAUUUUGUUU